Westerdykella ornata is the source of this 486-nucleotide messenger RNA. RefSeq lists its product as uncharacterized. The record is from RefSeq and is a predicted model, not a curated record. The transcript has 2 exons. The coding region runs from base 1 to 486 and encodes 161 amino acids. Lineage: Eukaryota; Fungi; Ascomycota; Dothideomycetes; Pleosporales; Sporormiaceae.
AUGUCUCCUCCAUCCAUCUACCACGUUCUGUCUGGAGCAUGGAUUCUCCUCAACAACACAGUCCGAUAUGACAACGGCACCGAGGGGCCUUCUACAGGGCCUACGGGCCCUCAUGACAUCGGCUUCCUCCACUACACCAGCACCGGCUACAUGGCCGCCAACUUCAUGUCGAGCGUCCCGGAACACCGCCCCCUCAACAUCAGCUGGCCCCGCAAAGAGACAGACCGGGACAUCGACUGGGCCCAGAUCGGCCUCCACACAUUCACCUACGCUGGACCCUACUCCGUCAAUCCGUGGAAUGAGACCCACGGGAAUCUAACCCAUGGCCCGCUGGUGUAUGCGGGUAUGCCGUACAUGGUGGGGACGAAGCAGUCGAGGAAUUACACGCUGCUGGAGCGAGGCGACAUGUUGCGGGUGACUGCGCGGCAGGACAGUAACAAUUCGACGGGCAGACUCAUCUUUCGACGAGGGAAAAGGACUAAUUGA